Parasteatoda tepidariorum (common house spider) is the source of this 4645-nucleotide messenger RNA. RefSeq lists its product as uncharacterized. Lineage: Eukaryota; Metazoa; Arthropoda; Arachnida; Araneae; Theridiidae. The record is from RefSeq and is a predicted model, not a curated record.
AUGUGCAUAGAAGAACUGCUUUCUCUAGCUUUGUGUGGGAUUCAUCUGCUCGCUGGAAGAUGCGAAGUAUGAUAGGAUAGUCAACAUGAGAUUGCGAGAAGAGAAAGAUUCUAAGGCAUCAUGUGGUUGUAGUCAUGGGUAGAAGAAUAUCUUAUUUUAUCUCGGUGCUCUUUUUAGGUGCUUUUUUGCUAUGCUGCUUCUCAGAUAGUAAAGAGUUAUCCCGCGAAUUAACCUGCUAUCGUGAUACACUUGAAUUAGAUUGUGGCAGCCAGAGCAUCAUCGGCAUUCAUCAAGCCUAUUUCACAAGUAAGCGACAGGAGAAUCAUACCUGUCACCCUUCCUCCCUCAUCGAACAUGAACACAUAGAAGAUGAAGAUGAUGCCAAACUCAUCAAUCAUUCCUACUGCUAUGAAGAUGUGCGCAUUUCCAUCAAUAGGAGGUGUUCUGGCCUCAGGAACUGUAAUUUUACUUAUUCAGAUGAAAUGGAGAAGCAGUGUUCAAAUCCUGAUGGCGUUUUAAUCGUCCAAUAUGAUUGUGUUCGAAUCGAUAAGAUCAACAAGUACUGCAAUGCCAAAAUCACUGCCACAGAAGGGUACAUUAUGCAACCAGGGUACCCUAAAUACUAUCCUCAACUGCCAGAAUGUAGUUGGUCUCUAUCAGCAGCUGAAGGACAAAAAAUUAAUGUUAAAAUCUUACACCUUCACCUAAGUGCUGCUACUGAAGUGGUUCCGACUCCUGCGGACCAUGAGGAUAAGUUUUAUGCCAUUGGUGUUAGCCAAUUAAUUAAACCGAUCAUCAAAUGUGACAGAGACUCUUUGAGUGUGUUUGAGGGAAAUCUGAAAUUGUUCUCAGUCUGUGGACAGAGUUUAGAUGGUUUAAGAAAUGCGAAAACUGAUGCAAGUAAUGAUUUAGUGGUGAAGUUCCAAUCCUCUGAGCUAGCCCCUUCCAGCGGAUUCUUAGCUUAUUUUAAAAUUGAAGGUUGUCCAGACAUGCCUGCUGGUGAACAUAGUUACCUUGUGGAAAGGAAUAGUACUGCAGCUAUUUAUGCUUGUCGUAAUGACUUAGUGUUCAACGAUACUUUGGAAAAUACACGCUUUCUAUACUGCAUUCGUAAUCAUCAUUGGAGUAACACACUUUCACCCUGCAUUCAAGUUGUAGAGGAAAUCACUUCCAUUUCAAUAUUGUCCAUCACAGCCAAUGAACAAAAUUUAGAAAAUACUACCUCUCAAUCAUUGAAUGAAUCCUACACUUACUCUCCAGAACCAAGAUUUACAGAAGAUAUUAUGAUACCAUGUAUAAUAAUCGUCAUUCUGAUUCUUGGAAACAGCAUUAUAAUCAUCAUCAUAUGUGUAAUGAGAAGAAAUAAAAAAGAAGAUAAAGAAGAGGAUGAUGAAGCAGAAGAUUUAGGUGAACCUAGCAAUGCCAACCCCUAGUCAUGACAUGUCUAGAGCUUUUCAUUUUUAGUUUAAGUACAGGCUAAGAAAGCAAAUCAUAAACUUCAGUAUUUCUUUCAAAAAGCAGCAAAGUGAGCAGACAUUUUUAAAUAUUUUAAGGACAUAUAUUCCUGUACUGGAUAUUAAUAUACAUAAAUUGAAUCUGUUUCCUUCUGUUGCACACCCUACAUCUAAUUAAUUAUUCCAAAUAUUUUUCCCUCUUAUCAGAACAUUAAAAAUUAAGUUCAAUGCUUUCCAAAAAAUAAAAACGGCCUUGUUACUUUUAACUAAUAAAUAUGAAAUCCAUUUAUUUUUUUAACUUAUAGAAACAAGUUAAGAAUUAAAUGAGUGUAAUAAAGUAGUUUUUAAGAAACAUAUUUUUUUUUUUGACCGCUCAGCAUUUUCUACCAAGAAUCUUUUGAAAAAUUCCAUUGUUGAAUUUGUUCGCGUUACAGUUAGUGUGCUGAGAUUUAUUUUUACAUGUAUUCUUCGGUCCAUAUCAUUUAUGCCUUUUGCCAGCGAUCAUUCAAUUUUUAUAGAAAGCUCUGCUAAAAAUAAAGAAAAUAUGUAAAGCUAUAAAAUUAAUAAAAUAAUUUAUAUAUAUUUAUUGGUUGGCAAUGUGCUAGGCAUAAUAUGUUUCCUUGAAUAACACAAACCAACAAAUAUUUAUUUUGUGAGGUGACAAAAACUUUCAAAUGAAAACAGUUUGCCAUAUUGAGCAUUUUAACAACAAUGAUUACAGUGUUUUAAGAAAAAAAUUCACUUUGUUGUCUCAAAUUUUUUUGUGACAAUAGAUUUUUCAUUUUCAUCAAGAAAAGAAGCAAUUUUAUUAAGACAUGUACAUUAAAUCUAACUUUGAUGAAUAUCCAAAAUCUGACUGAAAUUUUAUAUUAAAAAUCCAGUACACAUUACACUAAAUAUAAUGUAAUGCCUAAAACCCUAAGCAAAAAUUUUAUUACAGUAAGCCUGUGUAAUCUGAAAGUUUUGAAUGUCAUUCUACAUUAUUUGUGAUAUGUAACUAUAUUUGAUGUUAGCGCUUGAGCGUUAAAUCUUUGAAUUUCUCUACACAAGUCCUUUUUACACUGUCAUUAUGUAUUUUUCUUUUUCUAAGGACUAAGUAGUUGAUGUUUAAAAGCAAAUUUAACUUCAAUGCAGAUAAUUUGAUAAUUUCAUUGUACAUAUAUUCCAUCGUUUCAAUGUCAUACAAGUGGGGCCCAAAGACUUAAUUGGACUUUGCCUUUUAGUGUAUUAAUUGAAAAAAAACAAGCUAAAUUUGUUGUUUUGUAUUAUAAUAUGGACUGUUCUUGUAUCUUUAGUUUUUAUAUUCUUUUCAACUACACUAUUAGUCUCAAAACUAUUAGAUUAAACUUAAUAUCACAAAAAAAUAUAUCAGCCCAGAAAUUUUUUUUUCAAAUUCGAUAUUAGAUGUAUCGAUUGUAAAUAAUUUGGUGUGAAAGGAUUUCAAAUCUAAGCUUUUUUAGUUAAUUAGAAAGACAGAUCUUGUCAUUUUUUUAAGAAUUCUAAAUUAUACAUUUCUACAAGCGCUUCUUUUUUAAAAAAAUAUUUAAAGCUUAACAGUUGAAAAAGUGUUUUUAUUAAACCAAAACGCUUCCCAAUAAAGUUAAAAGCUUGUAAUAAAAGUUUUGCCCAGAUCUCUGUGUAACUUAUAAACACAAACCGAUAAAUAAUUGAUGUAUAUUUUAUGUUCAAAGAAUUGAACAUCAUAAGUUAUUGUGACUAAGUAAUAUAUAAAACAAGGAGAUUUAAAGAGUGUUUUCGGAAUAUUUGUAUAUAAAAGGUUUAUAUAAGUAUUGAAAAAUUAUUUCACAACUAUUUUGUUUUUGUUUUAUAUUUGGUUAAAAAGCAAAGUUGUGUAAAACUCUAUUUUCUUUAACAAAUUACUGAAUUUUUAUAUUUCUUAUUAUAACACGAAAUUUAUCAAAUUAAAAUGGCUAUAUUUAUCUAUGAUAUUGUAAUUCCAUUAACUGUUUGAUAUUGUUAUAAAAACUAUUGAAAGAAUUUUGCAUUUUAAUAUUUCGUAUAAGUGCAGUGUUUAAAAACAUAUGUCAAAAUUAUCUAUUAUAAUAACCUAAAACGGUUUAUUUUUAUCUUAAUAUUUAUGGACAUGUUUAUAUCCACAAAAGUAUAACAAAUCAAAAGAAAAUAUUUAAUCUUUAAUUGCGAUGGUGAAUAAAAAAGUAAAGGCUACUUUUGGAAUGACAUGGAAGUAAGAAUUUGCAUCAGUCUUCCAUAGAAUUAGUGUCGCAAAGAAAAAUAGUUAUGUGUAGGGCAUUAUAAAACUAAAAGGCAUCAAUUUAACGUUGACAAAAAAAAAUUCCAAUACAAAAUAUUUUAAGCAACGUUAGAACAUAAUCCUUUACUUAAACAUAAUAAAAAUGCCAUUCCAAAAUUGAAUUGAGAAAUUAAUAGAAAUGGUGAAAUAGAAAAGCUACAAAUCCAUGAAUGAAAAGAGAAAAAAUAUUUUUUAAGAAUUGGUUUAACUUUUUUGCUUAAAAUUCGAGCAAAGCAAAAAUACUUAGUCUUCAAAAUUUUUAUUCAGAAGCAAUAUAAUCUCAUUUUGUGGGCAGAGAUCUAUUCACCAAUAUUUUACGAUACGAUACGUUGUUUCUAAAACGAUGACUGCAUUAAACUGUGGUUGUCAUAUGACAAUGUCAAACACAGAUUCUACUAAUACAAUUGUUGCUACAUAUACUCCUCAAAUAAAUAUCUCUUGGCAGUGCGCAUUAUGUUAUUAUACAGUAUUUAGUGUUCCUUCCUCCUUUGUCAAAAAAGGCCUAUUUACUAACUUAACAUUAAGUAACUUUAAUGGUAUCUUAUUUUUUUUCUUCAAGAUUUCUCCAGUUAUUGGGACAAUAGAUAUUUUUACUUCUUUGACACUUCAAGUAUGCAAGUGUAAUUAUCAAACACAAAUGUAUUUAAGCAACAAAAAAAAGCCUUUUCUUUUUUAUUUUACCAUUACAUGUUACAAAUUUUAGAUAUUUUUACAAAAAUGUGGUGCAUUUAUAAUAAUGGCCUUAAGUCAUGCAUAUUUAAGUCAAUCCUUUUCGUGUAGCCUAUUUGUCAUAUUGAAUUAGAUUUCAUAUAUUUUGAACUACAACUUUAUUAUUGUUAUAGUAUUCUUCAUCAAGAAUAUUUUAGUAUAAACUAAUGUUUUGCUGUGAAAAAGUAAAUUAAAUUUAUUGCUUUAUUCA